AUGUCUACUGGAGAGGCCCAAACCAUCGAAGAGUUGACGACAGCCAUCUCGACCCAAGGACAACCUGAUGCAAAAACCAGGAGAUACGACCGCCAGCUAAGACUAUGGGCAACUGCAGGACAGAAUGCACUUGAAUCUGCUCGAAUACUCGUGGUCGGGUCCACUGCUACGUCCAGUUCGAUCAUGAAGAAUCUUGUGCUUCCAGGUAUUGGCCACUUCACUAUCAUGGACCACCGAUCAGUGUCUUCGGAGGACGUGGGGAACAACUUCUUCCUUGAAUACAGUAGUAUUGGGAAGCCCCGAGCUGAGGAAGCAAUCCGGUUGCUGUCUGAAUUAAACGAUUCUGUUGAAGGCGUCGCCAAUACUUCAAAUAUCGAAGAAGUCCUCGAAAAAGAUCCAGCAUACAUUACAGGCUUUACGUUGGUCAUUGCACACAACUUGCCCGAUGGUCCUUUGCGAAAGCUAGCCUCUUUGCUUUGGUCUAAUGUAGCGCAUCCUCCACUAGUGGUUGUACGUACAGCCGGGUUCCUAGCCGAUUUUACCAUUCAGUUACAUGAGCAUGCGGUUGUGGACUCCCACUCUGAGACAGCACCCUCCCUCAGGAUCGACAAGCCUUUCCCCGAGCUUCUCGAGCAUUCACUCUCCCUGGACUUUCCGGCGAUGGAUCCGACAGACCAUGGGCAUGUACCCUAUGUCUAUAUCCUCGUGCGCGCGAUGCAUGAUUGGAAAGCAGCGUGUGGCGUGGGGAUGCUGGGUUAUCAUCCCAAACGCUUCACAGGUUACGGCGAUGAAGGUCAAAUAGACGAGGAAAACUUUGACGAGGCCGUUGCACAAGCUUACCGUGCAUGGACCCUAACAGACGUGCCGAGAGAUAUUCAAGCCCUAUUUGCCGAUGAGAAAUGCACUGGUUACCUCAAUGCUGCUGGAAACGGGGGUGUCGGGACGAGUCAAUUCUGGGCCCUUCUCCGCGCCUUGCAUUUGUUCACCGCUGCUCGAGCAAUAUAUUGGGUGCAGGCUAUGUACAAGCGACAAGCCGAUGCCGAGCGCAAGGAAUACAUAGGGCUCCUACGAGAGGUGGUGGCGCAGACUGGUCAGAGGCACGUUGAGGGUGAUGGGGAAGUUCCAGGUAUCUCAGACGAUGCGAUUGAAUGGGGGGCCUUGAGGCCAGAUGCUAUUGCCCAGUCCUUGGCUAUUGCUCCGUCCGGAACUGCGACCUUCGCUGCACUUGGCACGCGUUUUGCAUUCGAAACUACCCACGGCCGAUCACCUACCCCAGGAUCAGACGAGGAUUACGUUCUACUCGAGCAAUGCUUCAAUACAUUGAUUGGUGGUGAUGCUGGUGAAGAGGGCAAGAUAGCGCUGGGCGAGCUACACCGAGCACCAACGGCCGAAUUGCCAACAACAGCGGCGCUAGUAGGAGGACUAGUUGCUCAGGAGGCGAUCAAGGUUAUCACUCGACAAUACAUACCCAUCGACGGGACGUGCAUAAUCGAUCUAGUCUCCUCAACGACAGCCACGAUUAAGGUCGCCUGCCUUUGUGCGCUCGUUAUCCGCGUUAUUUCCUGGCGCAUUCGACGCGGCCGCCUGCCAGCUGGUCCGCCAGCUCAUCCGAUAUGGGGACAUGUCGACCUGGUCAAGUCUCCUAGGUUGCAUCUUAUUGCUGCGGAGUGGACGAAGUCAUUUGGAAAUUUAGUCACUCUUCAUUUUAUGGGCACAAAUACGGUUAUUAUCAAUUCGGCCGCUGACGCUGUUGAAUUGCUGGACAAGCGUGCUGCUUCGACAAGCGGACGACCCCGUGAAGUGAUGAUGGGAGACGUCAUGGGUUACAACACAUCGGUUGGUCUCCAUCAACCCGAUGAGCGAUUCCGCAAGCUCCGCCGGGUCAUGGCGAGCGCUAUGCAUGCCACGGCAGUGCGAAGUUACCAACCCAUUGAAGUUAAUAACGUCAAGUAUAUGCUCCGCCGAAUGGCCGGUUUGGGCGGGAGCAUGUUGACAAACAAUGACAAGGUGAAUACAGCCAGCGUCAACCAGGCGAUGGGAGUAGGCCAUCCUGCGAGCUCAGCGCAGCCAAUGUCGCUUGUUCGAGAAGCGGCCACUCGAUUUAUCCUGAACGUAGCUUACGGACACGAAGUCAAACCUCAUGAUCCUUUCAUCGGCCUUAUUCAUGCCGCCAUGAUGAAGAUCCGGGAAGGGAAAUAUCCGAUUGUUGAGGCAUUCCCAUGGCUGGUCAACCUUCCUCGGUGGUUACCUGGAACUCGAUUUCUUCAAGUUGGGGCCGAAGGACACGCACUGCGGGAGGCAUAUGCCGGAGGCCAUUCGAGCAAGUUAAGACCGAAAUGGUUCUUUCGUAUCCAAUUCUUAGCAAUCAAGGGUGGGCCCGACGAGGCGACUGCACACGACCAAGAUUUGAUCAAGUGGACUGCGUCGGCAAUCUUUGUUGGGGGCAGUGACACGGGGAAAGACUGUGGCGGUGAUCAACACUUUCCUCCUCAUGAUGGCCGCAAACCCGGGCGUUCAAAAACUUGCGCAGGACGAAAUCGUGAGAGUAUUAGGAGCCAAAGGUCAUAUUCAGGAGCUCCGGCUACCGCUGGUACUGAAGGAGAGGUCUCAACCAAUGCAUGUAUUAUUCCCGUUCCGGAGCGUUUGCCAGGAUUCGAAGACCGACAUCAACUGCCAUAUCUUGAAGCUGUAUUCAAGGAGGUAAUGAGGAUAAACCCUGGCCUGAGUAUGGGCUUGCCGCACGCUGUUACACAAGAAGAAAUAUACCACGGCUACACCUUUCCGGUUGGAACUAUUAUACGUGCGAAUCUUUGGGCAAUCCUCCACGACCCAGCACUCUAUUCUUCACCACACACCUUUGAACCCAAACGACAUCUUGGGCCACAUGCGGACCCUAAUCCGCUGCGGUAUGUGUUCGGCUUCGGUCGUCGCAUUUGCCCUGGCGUGCACCUCGCUGCCGAUCAGCCAUGGCUUGCUAUGGCGGGCAUUUUAUCCACGUUUAACGUAGUAGGAGGAAAGGGGUUGAUCGAAGAGGCUAAGUUGCGGACCAUGGGAUAUGUUUGA
Molecule: messenger RNA, 3063 nt
Organism: Rhizoctonia solani
Lineage: Eukaryota; Fungi; Basidiomycota; Agaricomycetes; Cantharellales; Ceratobasidiaceae
Product: cytochrome P450 family protein
Exons: 21
Coding region: 1-3063 (1020 amino acids)
Molecular function (GO): ubiquitin-like modifier activating enzyme activity; monooxygenase activity; iron ion binding
Source: RefSeq, a predicted model, not a curated record